AUGGUCCCCUCGAAACGUGAUCCCACGAUGGAUGUCUGUCUGAAUGAGGCCGACCGGCCUGAAGCGCUCCUUAACAAGGACGGGCUCAAAACUUGGGGCUUCGUGAUCUAUCGAUGCACCUACCAAAACAAUUCUGACUGGGAAAAAUUCAUGGCUCGCUUCCUGAGCGUCGUCCCGGAUUACCUUGAGUUUUACAGUGGCCUUGAUCUCCUCGACACAUUUGCCCCAACGGUCUUGGAAGACCCCUCCUUCGAGGGCACGACAGUUGCUACUCUAGGCGAGCACUUCAAUCUGUGGGCUAAGGUCUCAUUGAAAGAGGAAAAAGGUGGUCCUGAAGACUAUUAUGUACGGAUCGGCCGAUACCGGUUUUUCAUCAUGGUGGACCAGGAGGCCAUGGAAUUGGUUCUGAGCGCCCCCAAGCAUGAUUAUGAGACAAGUUUUGUUCGCGUGAGGUACUCAAUGAAGAGGAUCAGGAACGGCGAUGUUCCUGAGCCGGAGGAGCCCCUUGAGGGGUGUACUGAGAAUGAUGUGGGUUGGAUGAAAGUGUGCUGGGCUUACGUAGGGCUUCCAGGAUUCCACAAGUUGCUUGACAAGGAAUCUGGGAAGUGUGUUAUGCUCGGCCGCCGGGAAAGUGCCGACAUCCUUUGA
Penicillium maclennaniae is the source of this 648-nucleotide messenger RNA. RefSeq lists its product as uncharacterized. The transcript has 2 exons. NCBI's taxonomy places the organism in Eukaryota, Fungi, Ascomycota, Eurotiomycetes, Eurotiales, Aspergillaceae. The record is from RefSeq and is a predicted model, not a curated record. Bases 1 to 648 code for a protein of 215 amino acids.